Molecule: messenger RNA, 3103 nt
Organism: Aedes aegypti (yellow fever mosquito)
Lineage: Eukaryota; Metazoa; Arthropoda; Insecta; Diptera; Culicidae
Gene: Hsc70-5
Product: heat shock 70 kDa protein cognate 5
Exons: 7
Coding region: 230-2245 (671 amino acids)
Biological process (GO): cellular response to unfolded protein; protein refolding
Cellular component (GO): mitochondrion; cytoplasm
Molecular function (GO): heat shock protein binding; misfolded protein binding; ATP binding
Source: RefSeq, a predicted model, not a curated record
GCUUGGUUUCGUUCAUUUGAAGUCCAACCGAGUGCGCAGUCAGACGUGUGUGCCUCUUUUUCGUGUGUGCGUUUCAGAGCAGCAAGCAGCAGCAGAGAAUCUGUCAAAAAACCUGGCUGAAAGGCGAUUCUCCAAAUCCUCUGAUAAUAUUGCAUCAUAGUUUUCCAGAAACGUGAUUUUUGUUUCGUGAAUUUCAUACCCGAACCGAAAGUGCAGUGCAAAGCGUAAAAUGUUGAAGGCCGCAAAAUUCGUGACCCGCGCCCUGACGGAGAACCGUGCCCUGUUGCAAAAUGGAGGAAUCCUUCGCAACAGCAUGCAGGCCCGCCUCAAGUCAGACACAGUGAAGGGUGCCGUCAUCGGUAUCGAUCUGGGAACGACCAACUCGUGCGUGGCCGUCAUGGAGGGCAAACAGGCCAAGGUAAUUGAAAACGCCGAAGGUGCCCGCACAACUCCAUCGCACGUGGCCUUCACCAAGGACGGAGAACGAUUGGUGGGCAUGCCAGCGAAACGUCAGGCUGUUACCAACUCGGCAAACACCUUCUACGCCACCAAGCGUUUGAUCGGCCGUCGUUUCGACGAUCCGGAGAUCAAGAAGGACAUGAAGAACCUGUCCUACAAGGUGGUUAAGGCUUCCAAUGGUGACGCCUGGGUUCAGGGCGGUGACGGCAAGGUUUACUCACCCAGCCAGAUCGGAGCUUUCGUGCUGAUGAAGAUGAAGGAAACGGCCGAAGCCUACCUCAACACGAACGUCAAGAAUGCCGUCAUCACUGUGCCAGCUUAUUUCAACGACUCGCAGCGACAGGCUACCAAGGAUGCUGGACAGAUUGCUGGUCUGAAUGUACUGCGUGUGAUCAACGAACCGACGGCCGCAGCCUUGGCCUACGGUAUGGACAAGAGCGAGGACAAGAUCAUUGCCGUGUACGAUCUGGGAGGUGGUACCUUCGAUAUCUCGAUCCUCGAGAUCCAAAAGGGCGUGUUUGAAGUCAAGUCUACCAACGGAGACACUCUGUUGGGAGGAGAGGACUUCGAUCAUCACAUUGUCGACUAUUUGGUUGCGGAAUUCAAGAAGGAUCAAGGCAUUGACAUCACCAAGGACGCCAUGGCCAUGCAGCGUCUGAAGGAAGCUGCCGAAAAGGCCAAGUGUGAAUUGUCCUCCUCCGUUCAGACCGACAUCAACCUGCCAUACAUCACUAUGGAUGCCUCUGGACCCAAGCACUUGAACUUGAAGUUCACCCGUGCCAAGUUGGAGCAGCUGGUUGGAGAUCUGAUCAAGCGCACAAUCGGACCCUGCCAAAAGGCCCUGUCUGAUGCUGAGGUAGCCAAGUCGGACAUCGGAGAGGUUCUCCUGGUCGGUGGUAUGUCCCGUAUGCCAAAGGUCCAGCAAACCGUGCAGGACAUCUUCGGACGCACGCCAUCCCGUGCCGUGAAUCCGGACGAAGCCGUCGCCGUCGGUGCUGCCGUCCAGGGCGGUGUUCUGGCCGGAGAUGUUACCGAUGUGUUGCUGCUGGAUGUUACCCCUCUGUCACUGGGUAUCGAAACCCUCGGAGGCGUUUUCACCCGUUUGAUCACUCGUAACACCACUAUUCCAACGAAGAAGUCGCAGGUCUUUUCGACUGCCGCUGACGGUCAGACCCAGGUCGAAAUCAAGGUCCACCAGGGUGAGCGCGAGAUGGCCUCCGACAACAAGAUGCUCGGAUCGUUCACAUUGGUUGGAAUUCCACCGGCGCCUCGCGGUGUGCCACAGAUUGAGGUCGUGUUCGACAUCGAUGCCAACGGUAUUGUGCACGUGUCGGCCCGAGAUAAGGGAACCGGAAAGGAACAACAGAUUGUCAUUCAAUCGUCGGGUGGUUUGAGCAAGGACGAAAUCGAAAACAUGGUCAAGAACGCCGAACAGUACGCCGCUACCGACAAGCUGAAGAAGGAACGCAUCGAGGCCAUCAACCAGGCUGAGGGUGUUGUGCAUGAUACCGAAUCCAAGAUGGAGGAAUUCAAGGAUCAGCUGCCCAAGGAAGAGUGCGAUAAACUGCGCGAAGAAAUUGUCAAGGUUCGCGAAAUCCUGGCCAACAAGGAUGAGGCCGAUCCAGAGGAAAUCCGCAAGACUGUCGGUACCCUGCAGCAAUCCUCCCUGAAACUGUUCGAGAUGGCCUACAAGAAGAUGGCUUCCGAGCGGGAAAGCAGCGGAAGCAGCUCGAGCGGCAGCAGCAGUAGCGACGAUAGCGCAGAAAAGAAGGAGAACAAAAACUAAGUUAUUUUCUUUCGCCCCGUUCCUACUUCUAAUCCAACCAGAAAUCCUGUAAAAUAUAGUUGUAGACCUGAUAGUGCUUAGCCAAAUUUCGCCGGACAUUGGAGACAAACAGCAACCACGCAUCAUUAUAGGAAACACACACAAACAAAUUGCAACUUAUUUAGGAAACAAGUAGAGUUACAACUAAAAGAACCUAGUGAAUGAAGGUGUCAUGAAGUCUCGGCACUUUUGCUAGGAAGAGUUAUUGAUUGUUUGGGAAGUCGCGUUUAGCCAGUAAGACAAUUAUUUCGCGCGUAUCAACCACAAGACGACGACAUUUCGGGAUUGCAUUAAUGACAAACGUUCGUACUCGUCCCCACUUCCUCAACGGUAGGGUUUCAGAAUCUGUGUUAAUAUUUUCCUUCCUUUCGGUGGGGACCCCUGUGUUAGUGAUCUUUUUUAAUUUUAUUAUGAAACUUUUGUUACUGAGUACAAAGAUAAAAACGAGGACAAAAUAGAAAGCUCAAUUCCAACCUUGAAAUAGCUAGUUCCCUGCUCUCCCAGUGGAUUGUUACUUUGGCGGGAAAGAAAUGCGCAUCACUUUGGCUAUCGUCCUGCAUUCUCGUGUUUCGUUCGGGCGGCUUAUUGGUACGUAAGAGAAAUUAUCGAAUAAUGUUGAUCAUUAUGUUUCGACUCUGCAAACCAAAUGAUAAUAAUUAUAUUAAACGAAUUUACUCGUUUGAAAAUAAGAAUGAACUAUUGAAAAGCUGUUGUAGAUAAAAACUUCUGUGGCAUACCAGUUAUGAAGGAAGACAUCUCGCUCGAUGGGAAAGAUUUUUAUUGCAAUAUGAAUAAGAAUACCAAUUAUGUGAACCGUGA